AUGGCACAUCCUCUCGUCCCUGUCUCGGAGAUUCCAACUGUCUCUCUGUUGUACAAACUAGGCCGUUUACUGCCAUCCUCCGCGCCUCUCGAACAACCAUCUCGAAACCUCAAUAACAUCAUCUCUCUUAUCCGGAACGAUAUCACGAAGCUGGAGAAUGUCGAUUGCAUUGUAAAUGCCGCCAAUCAAUGCCUCCUGGGAGGUGGUGGGGUCGACGGUGCGAUCCAUCGCGCUGCAGGACCAGGCCUGCUCAAGGAAUGCCGGACGCUGAACGGCUGCAGAACCGGGGAUGCCAAGAUUACAUCUGCCUAUAACCUCCCAUGCAAAAAGGUCAUCCAUACGGUGGGACCAGUCUAUCAUUAUGAGAUGUCAAAGAGCGAUGACGGACCCGAGACAUUGCUGCGUAGCUGCUAUCGCCGAAGCCUGGAGCUUGCUGUGGAGAAUGAUAUGAAAAGCAUUGCGUUCGCCGCGAUUAGCACCGGUGUCUAUGGAUACCCAAGCGACGAGGCGGCUCAUGCUGCCCUCGAUGAGGUUCGAAUGUUCCUGGAGCGCUCGGGUAAUAUUGACAGGUUGGAAAGGGUCAUCUUCUGCAACUUUGAGCAGAAGGACGAAAUAGCGUACGAGGAAAAUAUCCCCUUGAUUUUCCCACCGGUCGAACAGGACCUUCCUCACAAUAACGCCCAGCCCGAGUCCCAAGUAAAGACAGACAGUGAGUCUUCGUCGUCGGCAGAAGUACUCGCAGCCAAACUUCCCGAUCCUCCCACCGCGGAUCCUAGACUGGAGGGCCAACCCGAAACUAAGAGAAAGAAAGUUAACUCAGAAGACCUGGAAUCAACUGUCGAACUUCAACCCGAAGAUUACCGUUCCCGAAGUGAUUACCGGAGCGAGGACGAUUGGGAGGAGGUCGACAAAACCGAAGGUGGCCCCACAGAGAGGCUUGACGAUGAGCCCAUCGAGAUAGAUAGGGCAUCUGCAGCAGACGUGCACAGUGUUCAGUCCAGUGGGAUCAUUGAGAGGGAUGAUCCUCAAAUAGCAGUUAAUAUGCUGACGAAGGAUUGGUAG
Molecule: messenger RNA, 1062 nt
Organism: Aspergillus clavatus NRRL 1
Lineage: Eukaryota; Fungi; Ascomycota; Eurotiomycetes; Eurotiales; Aspergillaceae
Product: macro domain-containing protein
Exons: 2
Coding region: 1-1062 (353 amino acids)
Source: RefSeq, a predicted model, not a curated record